This is a messenger RNA of Budorcas taxicolor (takin), 552 nucleotides long. It is a transcript of the gene CRYGN, whose product is annotated as crystallin gamma N. Bases 1 to 552 code for a protein of 183 amino acids. Gene Ontology annotation, biological process: lens development in camera-type eye; visual perception. Gene Ontology annotation, molecular function: structural constituent of eye lens. Lineage: Eukaryota; Metazoa; Chordata; Mammalia; Artiodactyla; Bovidae. The transcript is spliced from 4 exons. The record is from RefSeq and is a predicted model, not a curated record.
AUGGCGCAGCGCUCGGGGAAGAUCACACUCUAUGAGGGCAAGCACUUCACGGGCAGGAAGCUGGAGGUCUUCGGGGACUGUGACAACUUCCAGGAUCGAGGCUUCAUGAACCGGGUGAACUCGGUCCGCGUGGAGAGCGGGGCCUGGGUCUGCUUCGACCACCCUGACUUUCGGGGCCAGCAGUUCAUCCUGGAGCACGGCGACUACCCCGACUUCUACCGCUGGAAUGGCCACAACGACCACAUGGGUUCCUGUCGGCCCGUGAGGAUGCACGGGGAACACUUCCGCUUAGAAAUCUUCGAGGGCUGCAACUUCACGGGCCAGUGCCUGGAGUUCGAGGAAGACUGUCCCUUCCUUCAGAGUCGAGGCUGGACCAAGAACUGUGUCAACGCCAUCAAGGCAUAUGGGGACGGAGCGUGGGUUCUCUACGAGGAGCCCAACUACCGGGGUCGCAUGUACCUGGUGGAGAGGGGCGACUUCCGCAGCUUCUCCGACUGGGAGGCCCACAGCGCACGCAUCCAGUCCCUCCGCCGGGUGGCCAACUUCUUCUAA